UCAAUACUUGCACUGGCUUCCUUUGUUCAGAAGCAAGUAUCUGCAAGCUUGGCUUGCUCACACCACCAUUCUCUUCCCCACCCUGGACUGCAAUUGUAUUUCCCUGUGCUCUGCGUGUGUCGCGAGCUCUGAGCACUCCAAUGGCAGAGCUGGUGGCCACCAUGGUAGUUGGGCCACUGCUGUCUAUUGUGAAGGAGAAGGCGUCCAGCUACCUGCUGGACCAGUACAAGGUGAUGGAGGGUAUGGAGCAGCAGCACAGGAUCCUCAAACGCAAGCUGCUGGCCAUCCUGGACGUCGUUGCCGAUGCUGAGCAGGCGGCGUCCCACAGAGAAGGGGCCAAGGCUUGGCUUGAGGAGGUCAAGAGGGUGGCUUAUGAGGCGAACGAGAUCUUCGAUGAGUUCAAAUAUGAGGCGCUCCGCCGCGAAGCCAAGAAGAAUGGGCACUACAGCAAGCUCGACUUCGAGGUAGUAAAACUCUUCCCCACCCACAACCGUUUUGCAUUCCGUGACAAAAUGCAUCCUUAAUGGGGUAAACAUGCAUGUGCACGUGCGUGAUUACUAGUUUAUAAAGAAGUAAGCAAGUGCAUUCGUGCA
This is a messenger RNA of Triticum urartu, 593 nucleotides long. Lineage: Eukaryota; Viridiplantae; Streptophyta; Magnoliopsida; Poales; Poaceae. The record is from RefSeq and is a predicted model, not a curated record.